GGGACGGAGCGUUUUCGUGGAGACACUAACUGGGGCGACCAGCCGCGAACCCUAAGAGACAGUGGAGGCGGCAACAGAAGCGCCGGGCAGGGACCCGGGAUAAAUGCUAAUCUGAAGCUCAGACGCACAGAACUGGAGAGCAGUUGGGAGGGAACGAAUCCGAUCCCAGAGCUCUGUCCUCGUGGAGUUGGCUGGCUCUCCAAAAGCUCCGAGCAGAAAAGGGAGGCAGCACUUAAGCAAGUCUGGGGAUUCUGGGUCUCUACUUCUCCACGUCCUGGGAAGGUGUGACUCAGGUCGAUCUCCUGGCUGUAAAGUGGGACGAUUAAUCCUCACCUCCGUCGGUGGGGAAACUGUGAAGCGGCACGAGAAAGCCGCGUGCUCUCAACCAAGACCGCCAGACCCAUCCUGGCCCGGAAGCAUCUUCUCCCACUGCAGACAGUUUUCUGGGGCGGAAUCUUCGUUCUUUUCUGUACUUGAGAAUUUAGAACCGACCCUCGGCCGCUGGUUCCAUACUCCCUCCCCGCCCCCGGUUGGGGGCGUACCCGGAAGUGCCCCUACGGAAACCGGUGGGGCUGCUCGCGGCUCUUCACCAUGGGGACCGCGGCGGCUCCUGUGCGCUUCUGCCGCUGCGCUUGCUUCUGCUCUGAGAACCUGUACGUGGCGCGCUAUGCGCUGCACGUGCGCUUUCGGAACGAGCAACAGCUGCGCCAGGACUACGGCCCGAUCUUGCGCAGUCGAGGCUGUGUCAGCGCCAAGGACUUCCAGCAGCUGUUAGGAGAGCUUGAGCAGGAAGUGGAGCGGCGGCAGCGGCUGGGGCAGGAGUCAGCUGCCAGGAAAGCCCUCAUUGCAAGUUCCUACCACCCCGUUCGGCCUGAUAUCUACAGCUUGCUGCAGGAUGAGGCUCUGGCCCCCGAGUUUCUGGCUGCAGCUGAGUACAGCACGUCACCAGGCGCAGACCUCAAGGGCCUUCUCCAGCGGCUGGAGACAGUGUCAGAGGAGAAGCGUAUCUACCGGCUGCCAGUGUUCACAGCGCCGUUCUGCCAGGCGCUGCUGCAGGAGCUGGAGCACUUCGAGCAGUCAGACUUGCCCAAAGGAAGACCCAACACCAUGAACAACUAUGGGGUAUUGCUCUACGAGCUGGGCCUGGAUGAACCACUGGUGACACCACUGCGGGAGCGCUUCCUGCAGCCACUGAUGGCCCUGCUGUACCCAGACUGUGGUGGGGGCUGGCUGGACAGCCACCGUGCCUUCGUGGUCAAAUAUGCACCAGGCCAGGACCGAGAGCUGGGUUGCCACUAUGAUAAUGCCGAGCUCACCCUCAACGUGUCCCUGGGCAAGGCCUUCACAGGGGGCGCCUUAUACUUUGGAGACCUCUUCCAGGUGCCUUCAGCCCUGGCCCAUCCGCUGGAGGUGGAGCACGUGGUGGGCCAGGGCAUCCUGCAUCGGGGGGGCCAGCUGCACGGGGCCAGGCCCCUGGGCACCGGUGAGCGCUGGAACCUGGUUGUCUGGCUCCGGGCCUCUGCUGUGCGCAACCGCCUCUGCCCCAUGUGCUGCCGCAAGCCCCAACUGGUGGACGACGAGGGCUUCGGCGAUGGCUUCACUCGCGAGGAGCCUGCCACAGUGGACUUGUGUGCGCUGACCUGAGCCUGGUUGGAUCCAGCAGAAAUAAACACCCUGCAACCCUCAGUACUUCUUGGUUCAAAAGGA
This is a messenger RNA of Sus scrofa (pig), 1707 nucleotides long. RefSeq names its product 2-oxoglutarate and iron dependent oxygenase domain containing 2 (gene OGFOD2). NCBI's taxonomy places the organism in Eukaryota, Metazoa, Chordata, Mammalia, Artiodactyla, Suidae. Gene Ontology annotation, molecular function: iron ion binding; oxidoreductase activity, acting on paired donors, with incorporation or reduction of molecular oxygen; L-ascorbic acid binding. The record is from RefSeq and is a predicted model, not a curated record.